Molecule: messenger RNA, 2892 nt
Organism: Symbiodinium sp. CCMP2592
Lineage: Eukaryota; Dinophyceae; Suessiales; Symbiodiniaceae
Source: the annotation of a GenBank genome assembly
AUGGCGCAAACUGCCUGGCCGGCUUGGGCUGUGGCCUGGUACUCCUUCCUCUGUUCCAUGGCCUUGCUGAACCUUUGCCUAGCCUUGUUUCUGCUGCGAUGUGGCAAGCCCUCGGAAGACGCUCGGCCGUACUGGUAUCGGUUUAGCUUGCGCUGGCUUGGUGCAGUCUACGUCCUUGUGGUCGCAUAUCGCAGCGUCUUUCCGGCAGACUACCCUCACCGGUACGUUUUCUGGGACAACAUGAUGAGCAGCAUUCUCAUCCAUCGAGCCUGUGCCACGGUGGAGGAGCUGGCCUGGGUACUGCAGAUUGCCAUCAUCCAGAGCUUCUGCGCAGCCCAGGUCAGGCAAGGACGUGCCUGUUUGCCGGUCGUGCUGGCCACUUCGAUCUGCAUGGUUCUCAUCAUCGUCGUUGCUGAGUGCUUCUCCUUCACCGGCACUAUCACACAGGCUUUCUGCUGGUUUGCGUUGGAGGAGACAUGCUGGGCCAUUGCCUUUGCUAUUGGGCUGCCGGUCUACGUGCAUCUGCUCUUCGCGGCUUACAGGCGCAGCCAAGAAUGCCUCGGCAAGCAGCCGCCUUCGGAAGUUGGACGUGAGGCGAGAUGUGGAUGCUUCACAGGGCUGCACUUCGCCAUAGCCCUGACGAUCUUCUGCCUUGGCUACGUGCCUUACAUGGCCGCAGUGGACGUCCCCUCCUACUGGGAGGCAUACGAUGCGCAGAAGCUCGAGGGAAUCGAACCUAACGGCUUCGAGCAAGGUGCUUGGAAUGCUUUGACCUACCGGGAGCAGACGAGGGCCUUGUCAUCUUGGCAGUCAAAUCUUCUCUGGAAGACGGUCUACUUUACCCUGGGGCCCUGGCUCAGCCUGGCUAUGAUGACGGCGCCGGUCCUUCCCGAGCAGGUGGAGAAGGAGAAGGUGACCUUCGAGUCCGAGCGUUCUUCCGAGGAGUUCCCCUCCUGGUCAACGGCUCCUCUGCCGCUGCCAGUAUCCAAGGUCGAGUACAAAUUCAUUGUGAAGCGAGAUGACAAGAAGACUCCAGUGCGGUGGGAGGGUGUGGAGGGCAACCGCCAGCUCCUUGUGGAGCCGGGACAGCUGGAGGUCACGGCUAUAUGGGGCGAUCCGCAUGAGAAGGUCAUGGUCAACAGUGAGCCGCUCGUCUUGCCACCAGAUGGCAGCGGCGGCCACAGUUCGGCCGCGCUGGGGUCGGAUGCUGGCAUGACCGAGGACUUCCGCGAGGAUCUGGCCAGUGCGCCGAUGUACGUGGACUUCGGAGAGGAUGAAUCUCCGGACUCCUACUCCCUGCGGCCACCGGUGCACACCAACCGGAGUAGAGGGCCGACGUCCUUAGACUGCUUGCAGCUGCUCAAGGUGCCCCACGAGCUGAAAGGGCAGAUGGUCAUCUGUGGCGAAGGGACCUCGCUCGGGAGCUGGAAUCCAUACACGGCUCCCGCACUGAAGUACGUGGGCCCUUCGGGUGACAAGGAGGUGUGGGCAUUGCCGGGAGUGCUGGCAGAGCUGAAACCAGGCAUGGCCUUCAAGUUCGUUUGCCUGGGCCACAACGGCAUCCCCAGGUGGGAGGAGAACCGCCCGAACCGGUUCUGGACCGGUGAGGAGGCAUCCUACCUCUUCGACCUCCCAUCGCCCCGGAAGGGGAAGGCGGAGGGCCAAACGGAGCUGGAAGUGGUGUGGGGCGACAACUGGCUCGUGGACAUAGAUCCGCUCGAAUUUCCCGGUGCGAUCUUCCACGCCUUCAACUGGAAGUUCACGGACGUUCAAAGGAAGGCGUCCAUGAUCGCAGCUUUGGGCUUCGAUGCAGUGCAGCUUAGUCCUGCGCAGCGAAGCAUCGACGGUGAGCAGUGGUGGACGCGCUACCAGCCUGUGAAGUACGAGGAGAUUCACGGCCUCGGAAACGAGCAGGAGCUUCGGCAAUGCUGCAAGGCCUGCGAGAAGGUUGGUCUUCUGGUCUUUGGCGACCUCGUCUUCAAUCACAUGCAGGUCGUGGCUAGCUGCGACGAGUGGCGCAAGGCGCAGCAGGAUGCGGGUCUAAUGGAGAUUCUCCAGCGCCGGCUCUCGCAGAAGUUGGGCCCGACUUUUACCAGGGAUGACUUCGAGUGGCCGUGGUAUCCGCUGGAGGGCGAGGACUGGGAUGGCCCCAAGCGCAUGGAGGGCUGGGGCUGUGGCGAGUGGUCGGAGCUCAAGGGCGGCUCGGCGAAGGUCGUCUCCGUGCACUCGAGCCACAUGGAAAAGCUGAAGAACUGUGGCGUCUCGGGCUUCCGCUUCGACGCAGCAAAGCACAUGCGGCCCGAGCAUAUCGCGCAGUAUGUGGACAAGGCGGAUGUCUACGCCUAUGGCGAGGUGCUUAGCAUCGACCCGGCCAUGCAGCGAGAGUAUACGGACGGUGUGUCGCUGACGACGGGCGAGCAGUUCCCGACCACGGAUUUCCUUCUGGGGGCCUGGCUGCGGAGAUUCCUGGAGGUUGGACCGCAUGCUGUGGACUUCGAACAUCACGACUGGGUAAAGCACUUGCUGGACCUGGAGAUGAAAAGACCGACUGAGCUGCCAGAGAAGCUCGGCACGGUUGAGAAGGGGCAGAUGUCGGCCCCUAUUCUAUCGCGGAACUCCGUUCGAUUUGCUCGGAAUCAUGACACCGUCUACAACGAUGUGCCAUUCUAUGGCCUCGGCGGGUGGGGUCAGGGCAGCGCCCAAGUGGCUGCAGCCUGGCUACUAGCCGCGCAUGACGGCUCCGUCCUCCUUCUUGCGGAGGAUGUGAAGAAGUCAAUGGUCAUCAAAGAGGCGCUUGCCUACCGAAAGGCCCUCCGCGGUGUGAUCGAGGGUUUGGUUCCCGAGCAAAGGCAGACCAUCCGGACCGAGAUCAGGACGGCGGCCGUCCUCUGA